Mandrillus leucophaeus (drill) is the source of this 1755-nucleotide messenger RNA. RefSeq names its product G protein-coupled receptor 137B (gene GPR137B). Lineage: Eukaryota; Metazoa; Chordata; Mammalia; Primates; Cercopithecidae. The annotation marks the transcript as partial. The transcript is spliced from 7 exons. Gene Ontology annotation, cellular component: lysosomal membrane. Gene Ontology annotation, biological process: positive regulation of TORC1 signaling; negative regulation of bone resorption; regulation of autophagy. The record is from RefSeq and is a predicted model, not a curated record.
CGCAACGACUCGCUGCCGCCCACGCUGACCCCGGCCGUGCCCCCCUACGUGAAGCUCGGCCUCACAGUGGUCUACACCGUGUUCUACGCGCUGCUCUUCGUGUUCAUCUACGUGCAGCUCUGGCUGGUGCUGCGCUACCGUCACAAGCGGCUCAGCUACCAGAGCGUCUUCCUCUUCCUCUGCCUCUUCUGGGCCUCCCUGCGGACCGUCCUCUUCUCCUUCUACUUCAAAGACUUCGUGGCGGCCAAUUCGCUCAGCCCCUUCGUCUUCUGGCUGCUCUACUGCUUCCCCGUGUGCCUGCAGUUCUUCACCCUCACGCUGAUGAACUUGUACUUCACGCAGGUGAUUUUCAAAGCCAAGUCAAAAUAUUCUCCAGAAUUACUCAAAUACCGGGGUUUGCACACAUCGCUGCUCUGUGAGCCGCCAGAAGCAGUCCUGCCUGCUGGCUGGCUGCCCACAAGCAUCGUGUGCAUUGCCGGUGACAGUCAGGGCUCCUCCGUGUGUCAAGUGACUGCCAUCGGUGUCACCGUAAUACUGCUUUAUACCUCUCGGGCCUGCUACAACCUGUUCAUCCUGUCAUUUUCUCAGAACAAGAGUGUCCAUUCCUUCGAUUACGACUGGUACAAUGUAUCAGACCAGGCAGAUUUGAAGAAUCAGCUGGGAGAUGCUGGAUACGUAUUAUUUGGAGUGGUGCUAUUUGUUUGGGAACUCUUACCUACCACCUUAGUAGUUUAUUUCUUCCGAGUUAGAAAUCCUACAAAGGACCUUACCAAUCCUGGAAUGGUCCCCAGCCAUGGAUUCAGUCCCAGAUCUUAUUUCUUUGACAACCCUCGAAGAUAUGACAGUGAUGAUGACCUUGCCUGGAACAUUGCCCCUCAGGGACUUCAGGGAGGUUUUGCUCCAGAUUACUAUGAUUGGGGACAACAAACUAACAGCUUCCUGGCACAAGCAGGAACGUUGCAAGACUCAACUCUGGAUCCUGACAAACCAAGCGUUGGGUAGCAUCAGUUAAGUUUUAUGGACGAUUGCUCAGAUGAAGAGCUUCAGAAAAGUGUAGUGACCGCUGAAUUUUUAGGGCACUUUUCCUUAAGAAAUAGAACUUGAUUUUUAUUUGUUACAGGUUUCCAGAUGGCUCCAGAGGACUAAGCAAUAAUGUAGAUUGAUAAACCCUUAUUUUAGUACUAAAGAGGGAGCCUUGCUAUUUCAGUGGGUAUAAUUUAAACUUUUUAAAGAAAAUCUGUACUUUUAUAAAGAUGUAUUUUAUAUAACUUAAAUAAUAAUGCUAAAGCAUACUAGGGUUUUUUUUUUCUUGAGAAUGUUACUGCAAUUAUGUUGUAGUUUGCACAGAUUUUUAUGCAUAAUUCACUUUAAAAAUAUAGAAUAUAUGGUCUAAUAGUUUUUUAAAGCUUUUGGACUAAAGUAUUCCUCAAAUCUUACCUCUUCAGGUCACUGAUGGUCACUCCGAUUCUGAGUGCCGCAUUGGUAGACUCCUAAAAUACAAUUGACAACUUAGCCAAUUGCAACUCCAGUGUUGAUAGUUAAAAUGAAAUAGAAUAGCAGCAGACUGUAAGGUCUUUAGAGAUUUUUUUUUAAGGUUCAGGCAAUAGGUCCCUCAGAGAAUCUCUUAAGGUUUGCCCAAAGAUUGGUACUUCCUUUCAGUAGGGCGCUAAUGUAUACACAUUAAUGAUAACAAGUUGAUAACAUUAAAAAUGUAGCUGACUUAUCCUAUUAAACCUCCUCUGCUAUAUUCACAGA